ACCCAUUCCAAUGCAACCAAAGCAAUCACAGUGCCUGUGUUUUUUGUCUGCGCUUUUAAGCUAUUGAAUUCUUGCUAAUUUGCACUGUUUCGAUCUUUUCUUUCUUGUGAAGAUCCUCCUUUUAUUCUUCGAAUUUUGAUAUUUGUUUUUAACAAUGGCUACAACGGAAGCUGUUGAAGAACCAGUGCCCGUGGAGGCUACUGCCAAUGAGGAUGCAAAGCCCACGGAAGAAAAGCCUGCCAAGGAGAAAAAACCUAAAACGCCAAAGGAAAAGAAGCCUCGCGCUGCCAAGGGUUCGAAACCUCCGGCCGCUCAUCCUCCUUAUGUACAGAUGAUCGCAGAAGCAAUUACAGCACUCAAGGAGCGCGGUGGCUCAAGCCCUUACGCAAUUGCGAAAUUUCUCGGCGACAAGUAUAAAGCCGAUCUGCCUCCAAAUUUCAAGAAACAGCUCAAUGUGCAGCUGAAAAAUCUGACGAAAUCCGGCAAGCUGACGAAAGUAAAGGCCUCGUAUAAGCUUACGGCUCCCAAAGCCCCUGCAGCUCCAAAGCCUAAGAAGGAGAAGAAGACUGUGGCCAAGAAGAAGGCCCCCAAGCCUAAGGUUCCCGCCGCUAAGCCCAAAGCACCUGCCGCUAAGGCCGCUAAACCUAAAGCUGCGAAGAAAGCGGCUCCUGCUAAGCCUGCCGCUCCUGCUCCCCCAAAGAAGGAAGAGAAACCAGCCGCUGCAGCUCCCAAGAAGGCGGCACCUGCCGCUAAGCCCAAGAAACCGGCCGCUAAGCCUAAAAAGGCUGCAACUCCAAAGAAGCCAGCGCCCAAGCCUAAGCCGGCUAAGAAAGCCGCUACACCUAAGAAGAAAGCAGGACGCCCUGCAAAGAAGGCUAAAAAAUAAAAUUGAAGAAAAUUGAUUAAAGCCUGGGCAUUGUACAAUACUCUUUUUUUUCUCUUUUCGUCUUUUUUUGUCUGAAUUUGUAAGCUUGUUCUCAGGGACACAACUUUUUAUGUUAAUCAUAAUUUCGAUCUAUUUGUGUGUAA
Cryptomeria japonica (Japanese cedar) is the source of this 1029-nucleotide messenger RNA. RefSeq names its product histone H1. Gene Ontology annotation, cellular component: nucleosome; nucleus. Bases 155 to 886 code for a protein of 243 amino acids. Gene Ontology annotation, biological process: negative regulation of DNA recombination; chromosome condensation; nucleosome assembly. Lineage: Eukaryota; Viridiplantae; Streptophyta; Pinopsida; Cupressales; Cupressaceae. The transcript is spliced from 2 exons. Gene Ontology annotation, molecular function: nucleosomal DNA binding; double-stranded DNA binding; structural constituent of chromatin. The record is from RefSeq and is a predicted model, not a curated record.